Messenger RNA from Colletes gigas, 3348 nucleotides. Its product is annotated as INO80 complex subunit D. The record is from RefSeq and is a predicted model, not a curated record. Lineage: Eukaryota; Metazoa; Arthropoda; Insecta; Hymenoptera; Colletidae. Bases 1482 to 3053 code for a protein of 523 amino acids. The transcript is spliced from 2 exons. Gene Ontology annotation, cellular component: nucleus.
AUUAUAUAUGUAAAACAAGUAAAAGGUUAUGUCGAAGUGAAUAACGAAGAACAAUCCAAUCGUUACUGAUAAGAAUAUUCAAAAUUGUGCGAGAGUAGUAUUUUUGUAUAGUAUCAUACGAAAUCAGUUAACGCUUAGAACGGACGCAAACUGUUUGUAUACCAAAUUCAAAGUGAUAAUACAGUGAAUUCAAAGAUUUUUCGCAUCAGAAACUGUUCGUGUGUGCAGUGUCCGCCAUUUUGCUUCCCUUACAUCUGACAUGUCUUUCUAAUGUUAUUAUCGAUGAAUGCUGAAAUUUGUGCGUGAAUCUUCAAUCUUGUUGGAGUGUAUCUUCCAAGAAAAAGGUCGGAUUGCUCCUGAUUGGACAACAACCUCCAUUACUAUUGGAAGUAAUUUACACUGUCCCAACCUCGGUUAAACUAAACGAAACAUUAAGUACAUAAAGGAAACAUCGUGAGAGUAUCCGUGAACAGUUUACCCUUGUUAAUGGGUGCAAAUAUGCGGCAAAACUCAUUUGAUGAGUUUUCCUGACUGUAUUGUUGAAACUUGAUUACAGUAUUUUGCACAGUGUCUUAUUGACUAUAUAAGGAGCGAACAUAACCAAACAGUGUUGAUAGCCAACAUCGUGUACUGAUGUCAACACUGAAAACAAAAAGCUUAUUAAUAUGGCUUUGACUUGCCAGAGAUUACUAGAACUCUUAGAGCUAAUAUUCAAUGUUUUGGUGUCUCAUACAAUGCAGUUACUCAAAGAUGUGUAGGAUAUGUUUGAUGUGAACUGCUAUGCGAGGCAAGGAUUGUUUUUAUCCUGAUCUAGCCAUGGACUAAGUUCACGCUAACUGCUUGAACCAGGAGACUUUAGUAAUUAUCUCAUACAUAUUAUGUAUAGAAAUAUAGGGAUAUAAACAUAGAGUGAUACAUAGCUUUAAUUGGUAUAGAUACUGACUGCUAAAGUAUUAUUUGCACUUUUAGACUAUAGAGUAAAUUUUAUUAUCAUUUAAAUAUACAAGUCUUUUGUAAGGCACUGUAACAAAAUUUGAUACUAGAUAAUAAAUAGCAAAUUUUAAUCUUUGUAUUAAAGCAAAAACCCAUGACACAACUAAGUUUUGUACAUAUGCACAUAAAUGUAAAUAAGAAAUAGCAGAGAGCAUGUUACAUUAAUGAUUUCAAAUAUAAAUAGUGCACAUGACUAUUUUAUAAUUUAUUAUAUUUUGUACAAAGAUUCAUUUUAUUAGAUAUAUUGCCUUAAAAAGUAUAAAUAUUAAUGUUUCUGAGGCAAAUGCAAAAUACCGAACUGUGAUAUAAAAUACAAUAAAAAUAAUUUUUUAUUUUUUUAUUCUCAGUAUUAUGAGUUGAAAAAAUAGUACUGUCCGGACUUGGAUCUUGGCACAUGGCGUGAACUAAGUUUUAUCUAGAUAGGAAGAAAGUCGAUUUGGCGGGUUUGAGAAUGCAGGUAGAACAGAAGACGAGAGAAACGGUAAUCAAUGAAGGUCCCUAUAUCCGAAAACUCAAACAUGGACAAUAAAUUGAAGUUUUCGGAUCGCUUGAAGGCUUUACUGAAAACUGAGGCUCGUCAAGAUGUCGAUCCAUACAUCUUCAGUGAACCAGAGCCAUUCACUACAGCAGGAGGGAGAAACGUUGCAAUAGUUUCACCUAAAAAUCCUAAAGUAAUGCAAAGUUGUAAAAAUAUUAAGUCUAAGGGAAAGUGUAUGAAACAAAGAAUAAGGAUAGCACCCAUACCAGAUGUGGAAUACAAAGCUGUACAAAAUCGUGCUAUAGAAUUAGAUGUCGACACUAGUGCUGGUGGUGGUGGUGGCGGCGGUAAUGGUGAUGGUGAAAACAUAGAUUAUAAAAUUGCAAAAGCAAUUCGACACAAACAACGCAUUGAGAAUUUACAACGCAAUCCUAUUGGGAAUUUACAAAAAUUAAAAUGUAGAAGGCAAAGUCGGGACCAUACCCUAUUGUAUUAUCCUAAGGCUGGAGAUGAGAUAUCGGAUAGUGAUUCCAGUGGGGAUGAAAUGACAGUCUAUCAACGCUAUUGGUUCUCAGGGGAAACUAGUACAGCUUUAAAUCGUUCUGCACGCCUUUCUCAAUUGCGUUCUCAACUAAGACGACGAUUAAUUCAAUUACAUAAAAGUGGAACAGACUCUGAAACAUUGUUGCGCGGUAGAGCUAGGUGUUUAUUGGAAGCUGCAUACAAAGAUCCUGCAACUACUGCAAGAGUUUUGAGUGAUUCUUCAAUUACUAGCAAAGUGGUAGAUGGCCCGCUUUUAGUUGGUGGACUUUGUGGAGCUGAAGGAUGUCAACAGAUAUCCUUACCCUGUACCCGUCAUUGUUCUCGUCACAUUAUGUUGAACGGAGAUCAACUUUUAUUUGAACAUUGCACUGCCAAGUUUAGUGAUAAUACACAAUGUUGUAUUCCUGUGUUUGAUGUUGCACAUGAAUUACCUCUUUGUCCAGAGCAUGCAAGGAAAAGGGAUAACUAUCAUCGUAAAGCCCAAGAGUCUAAACCAAAGAAAGCUCGUAAAAAACCAACAUCUCCAACAAUUCCUAGGCCUAAACCAAAAUCCAGGCCAAAGAAACGAAAGAGGCCUCCUACGACUAAACUUGAGACCAAGGGUUCUACCUUAGUACACGAAGAGAGCCAAUAUUUGAGUCAAAUAAACUCUAGUGAAAAUCAGAUAAAAACAUUGAACAAUUUGAAUACCGUAGCGCAGGGAAGUUCGCAUUCUUCUAAUUUAAAUCUAGGAUUAGGACUAGGUCUUGGAGGAGGACUUAAAGUGGAUCUAGGAGAUCAUGAAGUGUUUCCUUCUUUGGAUGCUGCAGAGCAUGAUUUUGGCAAUGUGCUCAACAAUUUACCAGCUGAUGCUUUUAAUGACUUGUUCAUUGAAAGCAGAAAUGGAGAAUAUGAACCAUCGAGAGAAGAAGAAGAGGAAUUAGAACGAGCAUUAGAGGCAGUAGAUAAGGAUGUACGGAAUUUGGAAAGAAUGGGGCAAACACAGGGACUUUUAGAGCCGGCAUUACUGGCUCAACUUAUGUCAGAUAUUGCUUCGUAGCCCCAUCUAUUUUAAUAAUAUAAUAAUUUGAAAACGAGUUCGCGUGUGUUCCUUAUAAUAUAGAAAGAAAUACUGUUUGUGUCUGUGCUGCUAAAUGUAAGAUUAUGUUAUUAACUUUCAUUACAUAGCUAUGGCAGGUCUAAGGUAAUAGCAGGGAUUGACAUACAGAAAGUAAAAAGAAAUAGUAAAGUUUGUUAAUUUAGUAUAAACAUCAUUGGGUACAACAUCAUAACAUAGCAAGAUUUAUACACAAUAGAUCGUAUUUCUUGUAAAUGAAGACAAUUUUUUCUGAUAA